AUGGCCUCCAAGUUCCUCAGAGAGUACAAAUUGGUUGUUGUCGGAGGAGGUGGUGUCGGAAAGUCAUGCCUCACGAUUCAAUUGAUUCAGAGUCACUUUGUUGAUGAAUAUGAUCCGACAAUUGAAGAUUCGUACCGCAAGCAGUGUGUCGUCGAUGAUGAGGUCGCUUUAUUGGACGUCCUAGAUACUGCUGGUCAGGAGGAAUACUCGGCAAUGCGCGAACAGUACAUGCGGACCGGCGAAGGCUUCCUGUUGAUCUACUCCAUCACAUCGCGCCAAUCGUUCGAAGAAAUCAUGACCUUCCAACAACAAAUCCUGCGUGUCAAGGACAAGGACUACUUCCCCAUCAUUGUGGUCGGCAACAAGUGCGAUUUGGAGAAGGAGCGUGUCGUGACGGUAGAAGAGGGUGAAGAAUUGGCUCGUCAAUUCGGCUGCAAAUUCAUCGAAACAUCAGCAAAGUCGCGCAUCAACGUCGAGAACGCCUUCUACGACCUUGUCCGUGAGAUCCGCCGGUACAACAAAGAGAUGUCGAACCCCUCCGGCUCGGGCGCGUUCGGUUCACGCGCUCCUGAAGGCAAGAUGGAUGUGAGCGAGCCAGGCGAAAGCGCUGGCUGCUGCGGAAAAUGCAUUGUUAUGUAA
Molecule: messenger RNA, 639 nt
Organism: Aspergillus chevalieri
Lineage: Eukaryota; Fungi; Ascomycota; Eurotiomycetes; Eurotiales; Aspergillaceae
Gene: RAS1
Product: Ras family protein
Exons: 4
Coding region: 1-639 (212 amino acids)
Biological process (GO): signal transduction
Cellular component (GO): plasma membrane
Molecular function (GO): GDP binding; GTPase activity; GTP binding
Source: RefSeq, a predicted model, not a curated record